ACUUUUGUUUAAAUGUCUACCUACGUUCUUACUUCUAAGUUUCUACUCCGUAAAUAUUUUUAAUAUAAUUUAAUUUAUCAUAAUAUAUAUACCUAUUGUAGUUGUUACCAUGUUAAUUGUUUUGCAUUUAGAUAUUACUUUAUUCUUAUUCUCAUAUAAAUAACACCACUGCGGUAAACCGAAGCUACUAUUUAAAUAUAGUGUAUAAAAUUAAAUUGCAUGGGAAUCUAAUCAAGUGACCCCGACGACUUGAAGGUCUAUCGUGUAUUGUAUAGGUAUGUCGGUUUGGUCAGCUAGUACAGUCGGAAAUAAUUACCACUUCGGGCAUCCUCCCAGUCGUUACACUCAUUCUAACAAUUGGUGCCCAAACCCAACCAAGUCAAAUUUGGACCCUAAAUUCCUGUUAAAAACAUAAGUGCGUGAUGGCGAACGAGGGCGCGUUAAACGCUGAUGACGCCCUACACACACCGGCGUAUCUCUCUUGGAGGAAGUUACAGCUUAGUCGAGCUAAACUUAAGGCUUCCAGCAAAACUUCAGCACUCUUAUCUGGAUUUGCAAUGGUAGCAAUGGUUGAGGUCCAACUAAAUACGCCAACAACAAUUCCCGCUGGUAUGUUGGUAGCAUUCACAGUUUGUACUACAUUGUUGGUAGCAGUCCACAUGCUGGCUUUGAUGAUCAGCACAUGUAUCUUACCAAACAUUGAAGCUAUUGGCAACCUCCACAGCAUAUCCUUAGUUCACGAAUCUCCCCACGAGAGAUUACAUUGGUAUAUAGAGAUUGCAUGGGCCUUUUCAACAUUGUUAGGUCUUAUCUUAUUCUUAGUAGAAAUAGCUAUUCUUUGCUGGGUGAAGUUCUAUGAUUUGAGCCCCACGGCUGCCUGGUCCGCAUGUGUUCUUCUAAUUCCAGUUAUGAUAGUGUUUUUAGCAUUCGCCAUACACUUUUACAUGUCAUUAGCAACACAUAAAUAUGAAGUUGUCAACUGUGGUAUAAAGGAAUUAGAAUUUUUGAAAGAACAAAUUGAACUAGGUGAUCAAGACUCGCGAAUGAAUAACAUGACAAUGUUUGAUCAGGCCCGAGUUGUGUGAUUUAGUACUUUUAUAUGGGAAUGUUAUAAUCUAUACUGUUUGUUACUCUUUACAGUAGGUAAGAAAAAUAUACUUAAAUUGUACUUAAGACUUGUGCCAAUUAGUGGUUGCACUAGAUUUUGUAAUAGGAACUAAAAAAAAUGGUCACAGCUAAUUUUGUGAAAUUUGUAAAACCUUUAAUCUAAUAAAACUGAAUCUCUUACAUCUCUCUAUCAAACAAGCAAUAUUUGACUUAAUAUACUUAUAACAAAUUCAUUUGAAAUGAUUCAUUCUAUUACCUUAUUUUAAAUAAUAUUUAAUCCUGUAGUUUAUUAAUUAAAUCAUAAAAAGUUCUUCUACAACCAAAUUUUACUACUAAUCUUAUUAAACUUAUUUUACUUUAUAUGUUAUGACUCACAAUAAAUUAAAUGAAUUGUACGUAA
Molecule: messenger RNA, 1507 nt
Organism: Pieris napi
Lineage: Eukaryota; Metazoa; Arthropoda; Insecta; Lepidoptera; Pieridae
Gene: Orai
Product: calcium release-activated calcium channel protein 1
Exons: 4
Coding region: 423-1085 (220 amino acids)
Biological process (GO): store-operated calcium entry
Cellular component (GO): membrane
Molecular function (GO): store-operated calcium channel activity
Source: RefSeq, a predicted model, not a curated record